UUCUCUGUGCUUUGGAACAGCUGACUGUGCUGUGGGUGUUGUGCGAGAUUGCUUACUUCGAGUUGAUAGCAAAACAGUCGCUAGAUAGCGGUUUGAAUUUUUGUGCUGUUUGGGCGCUGAUAAUCAUUUACAUCACAACAUGGCUGAGACGGACCCCAAAUCGGUGCAGGACCUUACCAAUGUGGUUCAGACUCUGCUGCAACAGAUGCAGGACAAGUUCCAGACCAUGUCAGACCAGAUCAUUGGAAGGAUUGAUGAAAUGAGCACACGUAUUGAUGACUUGGAAAAAAACAUUGCUGACCUGAUGACCCAGGCUGGUGUUGAGGAGAUCGAGGCAACACCAGAAAAAGCUAAAGAGGGUCAAGGAUCAUAAUGAAGGUUCCUAAAUCACAAGGUGUGAAGUCGGUCCUGUAUUCAGGAGCAGCAGACUUUCCAUUCUGAAAAUGACUAAUAUUGAUUUGGUGUGUCGUUGUGUGAAAUGCUUUUUUAUAUAUUGUGAAACGGUUAUGUAAUGACUUGAAAAUUUGAACGUUACUUGUAAGCUAGAAUAGUGUGACAUGCCCUUCAGCACCUCAAGUGCUCAUGUGCAGGAUUGCAGAUUUAGCGUACUAACCUGGAGGUUAUUUUCAUAUACAUGUAUAUCAGUAAUUGAAGUCCUUGACACGAAAGCAGACAGUGAUGGUUUUGCCCUAGCCUCUGGUGAGGACUAAAACUUGCAGGCUAACAGGUUAGUAGAACCUCCAAUCCAAUGUCCGCACCAACAUGGUGCAGCGAAUCUCUAAAGCUAGCAGUGUUUCACAAUGAGCACUGUUACAACCAUUGUGUGGGAUGCAUUCCAAUCCUGAUAGUCUUCUAUUAAAGCUAUUUAAUACACA
This is a messenger RNA of Oreochromis aureus, 875 nucleotides long. It is a transcript of the gene hsbp1b, whose product is annotated as heat shock factor binding protein 1b. Gene Ontology annotation, biological process: cellular heat acclimation. The coding region runs from base 140 to 373 and encodes 77 amino acids. Lineage: Eukaryota; Metazoa; Chordata; Actinopteri; Cichliformes; Cichlidae. Gene Ontology annotation, molecular function: transcription corepressor activity. The record is from RefSeq and is a predicted model, not a curated record. The transcript has 4 exons. Gene Ontology annotation, cellular component: nucleus; cytosol.